Molecule: messenger RNA, 1730 nt
Organism: Erpetoichthys calabaricus (reedfish)
Lineage: Eukaryota; Metazoa; Chordata; Cladistia; Polypteriformes; Polypteridae
Product: nuclear receptor ROR-alpha-like
Exons: 2
Coding region: 787-1074 (95 amino acids)
Source: RefSeq, a predicted model, not a curated record
UGUCGGACGCAGUCUGAAGUAAAUCGCACAGUUCAGGUGCAUCAGGGCAGACAUUUUUAAGACGACUGACCACAGCUGUGUAUAAUUAAAGAGUGCAAGUAUAUAAACGCGGCUACUUUGCGUAUGCAUCAUUUAAUUAGUAGGAUCGACAUGCUUAAUAUUACCCACGGUGCUGUUCUCAUUAUGGAGAACAGGCUAAGGAAAUAAAAGGCGCAUUACGUGCGCAUCCUGGCAGCUAUGAAAACCAAAUAUGUUGCUUUGAUUCAGCAACGCUUUACAAGGAAAAGCAAGCUCGGUGUGUACCCUUUUGAAAUGAACCGAAUAAUCUGAGCCUGCUGACUAACAUCUCCCAGCGCUGUAUUAUAAGAUGUAUACAGAGAACUCUUCAUUUUUGCCAAAUACUCAAAAUUUUUUAAAUCGUAAUUUGCUGCAGAAUUUUUCCCUUUUUGUAGACGGCUUCGUUCGCUGUGCAGCUUAAGUGAUUGCUUCUAGUGCUUUAAGCAUUUCCAAUACUAUUUUGGGGACACGUGUGAGAUUUGUCAUCUACCUCCCCAUCUAUUCGCUCGUCGAUUGACAGCUCGUCCUGUCAGCGCUGUGGAGCCUUGAGUGUAAAGCGUUCUCUCUAGCGCUGCCUGUGGACAAUCGCGCACACACCCACCUCUAUCGAGACUUAACACAUUCACAUUUCAUAGUUCUACUGUAAAAUAGACAGAGGGAGUCUCGGAGCCCGCCAUUCACAGACAAUCUUGCGUGAAAUCAAAAUAAUAGUAAUAAUAAAAGCAAGACAUGGAUUCCGCUUCAGACCCAGCCAGCGAUGCGGGCAACAGUGCUUCAGAGCCGGCUACCCCGGUGAGGGACACCCCGGUAAACCUGGAGACUCUUCGGAAAGCUGAUCAUCCAACCCCCGUUCGAAGACACAGCUGCUCCAGUACCAACAGAGGUUUGCUGACAAAUGAUCAUUGCUCAAGUAUUAGAAGGUGGCCAAGGCCCUUACUACAUUAUGCAGUAUUGACACCGCUCAUCAAAACGCAGGAUUGCAAACCAAGCUAUCCCCUGAAGGAUGCCGAGAAUUGAAGAACAAAUAAGAGAGCUAUGAUUUAUGUUGUAACUGUAUUAGUGCUCAUUUGGGAGUUUACUCUAUAGUUUUUACUGCGGCGGUUCUUGCCCUGAUCCCAAACAAAUAAGGAUGAACACUAUUGUUAUUAUGAAGUACAAAGAUGUAUGUAUCUAGAAAGUCUCAUUCAUUAUUUCCAAGUUUUGUUACCUUGGGACCAAUGUUUUAGUUUAAAAGUCUUCACUUGAGUUUAUGCGUGUGUGUGCACAUAAGAGGUUGUCUUUUGGCUUUCAUGCAGUGGUACUAAAGCAGCACACCAUAUGCAGUGCUAUGAUAUGGCUAGUAUGGUAGAAUGCUGGGUUUGAUGUUGUCUGCUAGCUCCAGGUACCUGGGUGCAGAUCUUAAUCUGGCUAAUAGCUUUGAAUGGUUUGUGUGUCUCUGCGGGUUUUCUUCAGAUGUCCCACCCAAAGAUUUCCAUUUUUAAAUCCGCUACUGUCUGCAUUUUGACCCAGUUUAAAGAAAUAAACCUGCUGGUUAACUGGAACUGGCUUCAGCUUCUCUCCCAAUUUUGAUAAAUUACUCUAUAGUUCCCUCUCAUGGAAAAAGUGAGCUUAGAAAAUGGAUGGAUAGUCUCCAUUGUCAUUGCCUCAUUUAAGAUAUAAAAGCCUAAUGUUUG